Molecule: messenger RNA, 3001 nt
Organism: Protobothrops mucrosquamatus (brown spotted pit viper)
Lineage: Eukaryota; Metazoa; Chordata; Lepidosauria; Squamata; Viperidae
Gene: SH3BGRL2
Product: SH3 domain binding glutamate rich protein like 2
Exons: 4
Coding region: 190-516 (108 amino acids)
Cellular component (GO): cytoplasm
Source: RefSeq, a predicted model, not a curated record
AGCCCUGCUUAUCUGCGGCGCGCCCUGCGAUCGCGGGCUCGUAGGGCGGAAGGGCUUAGGAACGAGGCAGGCUAGGCAGACUCUAGGCGAAGCGGCGCCCCUCGGAGGCGCGGAAGGCUCCGCAGCUUCUAGACUUCGGCAGAGGGAGCUGCCGUGAAGCGCAUGUAGGCAGGGAGGAAAGAAGGGAAGAUGGUCAUUCGGGUUUUCGUCGCGUCUUCCACUGGUUCCGUGGCGAUAAAGAAGAGGCAACAAGGCAUUGUGCAAUUUCUAGAAGCCAACAAGAUUGACUUUGAAGAAGUGGAUAUCACCAUGUCAGAGGAGCAAAGGCGGUGGAUGUAUAAAAAUAUUCCUCAAGACAAACUGCCUGCACAAGGCAACCCACUGCCUCCCCAGAUCUUCAGCAAUGAUGAGUACUGUGGAGAUUACGACUCGUUUUUUGAAUCCAAGGAAAGCAAUACUGUCUUUGCAUUUCUUUGCUUGAAGUCUAAUUUGGCCUCACAGGAAUCAGAACCUUAGGAAAACUGCUUGAAGAAUAAAAAACGCAUUGUCCGGCCGAAUGAAUUCCUCGAUGUUCAGCACGCUACACCUUCCCUCGUGGAUCACUGUGAUACCAGCCAAUAUGCAUCAUUGGUAUUUUGCUUGCUGCUGAAGAGGUGUGAAAUAAGACAACGGAUACAAAAACGGGGUGAUUUGUUGUGUUGGGUGCUCUUCUAUCUUUGCAAAUAUAUCUGUAGUUAAUCCUGUGGAUCAUUGUUCUGAUGUGCAUUAUUAUUCCAUUCAAAUGAUGACCUAAGGUUCUCAAGAAUGGCAAAUGGCAGCAGAAUCAGAUCACCCAUUAUAUAGUAUCAGAGAUUCAAGUGUUUACACUUUGCUGAGUUGAGAGUUACUGCAGGGAUGACAUUGUUCUAACUGUGUUUACAAACACGUUGAGCUUGCAAAGUUCUCAUUUUCCAAAAUACCAAAAAAAAUAAAUACAAUAAUUCUCCUUGCAAGCAUCUCAUUGUUGUGCUAUAUGUGUUGAUGUGUUUAUUGUCAUAAAUGGGCCUAAUAUAUAUUCCUGGGAGAAGCAAGGGCAUCAAUAUAUGGUUGGGAUUCAGCAGUACAGUGUAUAAGCCUUUCUACCUAAAUGCCUAACUCGAGCAAGGAUGUUUUUGCUUUGAUGGCCAUUCAAGAAUGAUCCCCUUGUGUGACCCAAGAGAAACUAAGUACUGGUAUUCAAGAACAAUCCCAAAUCAACUGAUCAGCAAAACUAGCAAAGAAGAAGUAUCAGCCAUCUGUGUAAUUCUGAACAAUAUUGCCAAAUUUUAUAUUUCCAUAUGAUAGACUGCCUUCUGCCUUCAAUCUCAAGCAUUCAUAACAGUUAACGCUGUCAAUUGUAGAGUCAAGUUCAAAACAUGGAGUGAUCCAUACAUGGUGAGCAAUAUCUGAACAAGAUUAAAACCAUGUUCAAUCACUUUAAUGGGGAAAAGGACAGGGAUUCUUCAAGAAAGGAACAUUUUCUGCCUAUAAAAUGUGGUAUUUCAUAUGAUUGGGUUGGGUGAAGGCAAUACGGUAUCUUCCACUUAUAAGGCACAUAAGAACAGACAAUCCAGUGGUAUCUAUCUCUAAAUGGGUGGGACUACAGAAACUAGGACAUUCCUAUUCAAUUAAAUUUAACCCCUGACACGUGCACAAAUCUUAUUUAGAUUCUCAGACUCUUAUAAAAACAUCACACCUCUUCAUCAAUAUAGCUAGUUUUGGAAAACAGCUGCCUUCUUGUCAAAGGCACUCUGGAGUUUUUGCCUGCUUGCUUUGGUUUAAAAUUGGGCAGCUUCUGUUUGGACAUAGCUACCAUUCCCCCAACUAUUUAUUUAUAAUUCUUUAAAAAUGACAGCUGACUGCAUCAAAACUGUUUGGAAAUGGAAGUAUGCAGAAUAAGAAAAGGAAAGGGAAAUUGUGAGAGCAGAGGGGUCCUGAUGGCAUGGCAGAAAGCAACUUCCUUUGUCUUGACAAACGUGUAUGUCUUGCGAUUGGUCACACCACAGUAGCAUCCACUGUGUGACUAGAGAAGCUCCUUCAUCACAGACACUUUGUAGUAAGAGCACCCGGGACAUGUUUCGUUUUGAAAAAUCCAAAUGUUUCCCACCCCAGUCUUGCAUUCUAGAACAACAUGUAAUCUUUGGGACUAAAUGACUUGAUGAAGUAUGUUAACUUUAUUGUAUACAUAGAGUUUCCCACCUGUUAGAGUUUUGUCUUAUCUUUCAUCAAGAUGUCUUCUCUGUGAGCCUCUUGAUUAGGGCAAUAAAUUCAGGUAUUCUGUUUAAGUAGAUCUGGGGUACAAAUACCUGGAUGACCAAUAAAUCAGGGGUCCCCAAUCCCUGGGCUAUGGACCAGUACCGGUCCAUGGCUUGUUAGGAACUGGGUUGCACAGCUAGAGGUGAGUAGUGGGCGAGUGAGUGAAACCAAAACAAUACCCCCCCUCCGGGCCCAUGGAAAAGUUGUCUUCCAUGAAACCAGUCCCUGGUGCCAAAAAGGUUGGGGAGUGCUACAAUAGAUGUUAGGGAAAGGCAGCAGCCACCAUAAACCUCGCCCUUAGCUGCCAUGUAGUGAUUUUUCAGCCCAAAUCAGUUAGCUGCAUCCAGGUGAAAGCUUAUAUUUAAUAGUGAAAACAGGUGAGCAUCAUCUAUAUUCAGUUACUCACUCAAAGCUCAGGGAAGUUUCUGAAGUAUUUGUUAUGAACAGGCAUUCCAAGGGAGUGGGCAACUUUUAAGAAACCACUGUGUUAUCCAUUCUACUGUAUACAUGCAAACCCUUGUCAUACUUGAGGUAGGAUGAGAUUUUAGCUAAUUUUAAUUAUAAGAUGAUGUAAAUUUCAAUUUUCUUUUGCUUUGGAUUUUUUUUUGGAAGAGGGAGUGUAUUAUUAGAAUGCAAUUGCAAAAAGUGUCCUAUUUUCAUGUCUAAAUCAGAUCACUUAAGCUCACUAGUGAAUGCUAUUCUGUAUGUAAUUAAAUGUUUGGCUUUU